AUGUACGACCCCUGGAUUCCGACCGUGAUGACCUCGAGGGCUAGUUCCUUCUCGAGUGAUGACGAAUCAACCGGCACCACGGCCUCUUCUCAGCUGGAGACCAGCUCUGGAAAUUUCCCCUCCGUCAACACCUGCAACGAUGAUAUCUGGCUAGCGCAUAUGCCGCACUUCCUAGACCUCAACAAGCGGCACAUCGCACAGCCCGAGAGAUACAUCACCGAGAACCCCCCACGCCAUUCAUCAUACUCUCCAUCGAAUCUUGGCAGCUCGCAAUUAUGUCUGGCCGUCCAACUGGCCCAGCAACCGAUCAACCAAGGCCUGGGUGAUCACAUCGCAAUAGUCCUCGAAGUCCACGACCACCCAGAUUUGUUCGAGGAGGCCAUUGUCAACAACCUAUCAUGUGAGGUUGCCCGGGUCCUGUGGGGCAUGGAGAUGAAUGACUGCCCUUACCUGAGAGCUGCGAAUAUGAUAUGA
Molecule: messenger RNA, 474 nt
Organism: Penicillium daleae
Lineage: Eukaryota; Fungi; Ascomycota; Eurotiomycetes; Eurotiales; Aspergillaceae
Exons: 3
Coding region: 1-474 (157 amino acids)
Source: RefSeq, a predicted model, not a curated record